AUGGACACGCCAGUAGAGGAAUCCCUCUUCCAAAUCAUCCACUGCUACCACCAGUAUGCAGCCCGGGAAGGGGACGUGGAGACCCUGUCCCUGGAGGAGCUGAAGUCACUGCUCAUUGACAACGUGCCCCGCUUCAUGGAGAGUUUGGGCCGCAAGGAGCCGUACUACAUUGCAGAAUUGUUCCGGGCAGCAGACAAGAACAAGGACAACCAGAUCUGCUUUGACGAGUUCCUCUACAUCCUGGGCAAGCUGGUGAAAGACUACCACCUACAGUACCACCGGCAGCUGUGUGCAUACCACUGUACCCAGCACAGCCUCUAUUAG
Messenger RNA from Galeopterus variegatus (Sunda flying lemur), 324 nucleotides. Its product is annotated as protein S100-A15A. Lineage: Eukaryota; Metazoa; Chordata; Mammalia; Dermoptera; Cynocephalidae. Gene Ontology annotation, cellular component: cytoplasm. Gene Ontology annotation, molecular function: calcium ion binding; transition metal ion binding. The record is from RefSeq and is a predicted model, not a curated record. The transcript is spliced from 2 exons. The coding region runs from base 1 to 324 and encodes 107 amino acids.